AUGUCCCUCCAACUGGCCGAUCAUUCGGUAAAGUAUCCUAUUGGUAUUCUGGAAGAUAUUCCAGUUAGGAUAGGCCAGUUGUACAUCCCUACAGACUUUGCAGUGAUGGACAUUAAGGAGGACUCUAACAUUCCGAUCUUAUUAGGAAUAUCCUUUUUAGCCACCGCUGGUGCGAUAUUUGAUGUGAAACGAGGGAAGCUUUCUUUUAAGGUCGGUGAAGAGAAAAUUCAGUUCAUUCUUUCCCAGUUUCUGAAAACACUAGCUAUUGAUUAUUCAUGUUGUUUUGUUGACAUCAUUAAUGAACGUUUAAAUGAACUAUCGCAAGAGGCACCUCCCGUUGAAGCACUACGCCAAACAAGACCUUAG
This is a messenger RNA of Lathyrus oleraceus (garden pea), 366 nucleotides long. RefSeq lists its product as uncharacterized. The record is from RefSeq and is a predicted model, not a curated record. NCBI's taxonomy places the organism in Eukaryota, Viridiplantae, Streptophyta, Magnoliopsida, Fabales, Fabaceae. The coding region runs from base 1 to 366 and encodes 121 amino acids. The transcript has a single exon.